Messenger RNA from Gongylonema pulchrum, 399 nucleotides. The record is from the annotation of a GenBank genome assembly. Lineage: Eukaryota; Metazoa; Nematoda; Chromadorea; Rhabditida; Gongylonematidae.
AUGCAGCUGUUCGAUCACAUUGCUUCCUGUCUGGAGAAUUUUAUCAAAGAAAAGAAGUUGGAGGAUGAGGACGAAGAAAUCCCACUUGGUUUCACGUUCUCUUUCCCGGUUGAUCAGGAUUCUAUCAAUUCCGGCACUCUGACUAACUGGAACAAGGGCUUCAGCGCCAGUGGGUGCGUUGGCAACGAUGUGGAUGUCGAUGUUGAUGUGGUGGCGUUGCUAAAUGAUACAGUUGGAACACUGCUAGCAUGUGCCUUCAAGGACAGCAGUUGUCAGAUUGGUGUGAUCUUGGGUACGGGCAGCAAUGCUUGUUAUAUGGAGCAACUGAGCAAGUGCCCAAAGUUAAAGGAAUACGAACUUGAGAAAGACAACCUUCCAAAGCAGGUUCAAUUUUAUUAA